Molecule: messenger RNA, 4473 nt
Organism: Schistosoma rodhaini
Lineage: Eukaryota; Metazoa; Platyhelminthes; Trematoda; Strigeidida; Schistosomatidae
Source: the annotation of a GenBank genome assembly
AGAGUGUAAUUAACAGUGUCAAUUUGAGUUUGACCUUGACGCUUCUUGUAACGCUUUACUUAUAGUAAAGCUUAUUGGGUACGGAAAAUCAAGUGCGUUUUUUCUCUUUCAAUUGCUUUAUUGGGAUAUUAUAAAUCGUUUUACGUUACCAAGUGUCAAGGUUUUAAAAGCCAGCUGAUUAUCAAUUCAAGUGAUCAGAAUCUCACGACUAACGAUGAACAAUAAAUUAGACAGUGGGCAAAAAAUCAAUUCAUUCUCUCUAAGCCUUAGCUUAUGCAAUAUGGUUCUUGGUCGCAAGUUACAACCCGUGUUUUAAGAGAAAAUGUAAGUAUGUGGAUCUAAAUGCUCCUAAAUGUAGGAACCUAAAUUGGGAAACAUGUCUCAAACAUGUAAUUCCGUUAUUGCUUCAGUAACGUGACAAUAACUUGUUUUCAACGGCUAAGGUUUGGAACUGUUAGAAGUUCAUUAUGUUUCAUUCAAGACAAAGUUUCAUCACUUCACCACUGUCUUCAAUUGACAGUUUUAGAUUACAGAAAACAACAAUAAUGCUUGAUUCUUAGUUAUACUCAUUAGUCCUUUUUCAUGUGCUGUUGUGGAUUGUUUGGUUUCGAAAUAAUCAUAUAAAUGUGAUCCGUAUAGCUACCCAUGAAUUCUUCAGGAAAAUAAUACGGCCACUUUGAUCCAAUAAGUAAAAUAAGUAUAUACCUUAUCUCAAGUCAUCGCUCUCAUGUCAUAAAAGUCUUGUUAUUCGCUCAAGACAGGUUGAUCAUAAUCUUUCUAUAUGUUUAACCAUCGUAAUAAUAUGUUUUUAGGAAGAUGGAAGGAAUUUACUCAAUUAACCUAUGAAGUAAUACUAAAACCUCAAAUAAUAAAGAAUUAAUGCGUCUGUACCAUGUGGAACAAUUACAAACCAUUUCGUUUAACGUCCAUAGCCGAUGGAGUUUAAUCAUCUGUCAACUUCAGCAUGUGAUCAUAUCAUUUACUUGAAGGUAGAAAUUACAAGCCUAAAUACUCAUACAUAAAUCCACCAAUUAAUAGUUCAUUAUUCUCAAAUCUAGUUAGGUUAAGACAUGUUUCAGAUUCCGAUUUUAUUUCAAAGUUUCAGCGGUGUAGUGUUUCUUUUAGUGAUGUGUGAAAACAAGGUUACCGUUUUUUGAGAUCUUUAACUCUAUCCCUUAAAAUUUAUACUAGCUUCACAUAUCAAAUGGUAAUGUGUUAUAUUUUUACCUUGUUUCAAAAAUGUGAUUAAUACUUCGUUUACGUCUUUAGAGCUACUCAACUCCUAAUCAGUAGUGUUCUACAACUAGUUAUUGCAGCAAAUCGAAGUGCGGUCAUUUAAACUGAUGGACUCUUGUAAAAUGUUUGCACUACCUCAUUUUCAAUCAAUAAGUCAAUAAUUAAUGUAGAGCUUAGAGUAAGUAUGAUAUCAGAGUUAAUCUUAAUUUGUCACCAAUUACAUCUUAAGCUUCGUAAUUGUCUCGAAAGUAAUUUUAUCUUAUUAACGCAUAUUUCCUUCUUGAAUUAUAUAUAGUGUACUUAAUUAUUCAUACUACCACAAAAUUUUCUAUUGUCUAUUCCACUCUGGCAUCUCUUUGUGCUGAUUUGCUGUUUCUAUUUGUGUCAAUGCACGUAUGUUCCGAGCUUCACGUUACAUAUGACUGACUGAUCGAAUAGAACUGCUGGACGCUAAACCUAAUUCGCUUGUUAUGUGUUUUCGUUUCCCUUACUCGUAAACUUUUAAACCGCAGGAGACAAUUGAAUUCCGUAUUCACAUAAAGAUUACUAUAUUAUAAAUUUUUAAAGAGGGCUUUUAUUUGUCAUUUAAAUGCUAUUGUUAAUAAAAAUUGAUUUACAGUAUUUUUGCACACAUUUUGGCAUCCGAAUGCUUGAUUAAGAACUGUGGAGACUUGAAAAUGGAUAAUAUGAAUAUACACACCAAUGGUAGUAAGAAUUAUUCAUGGAAUUCGACGAAUUUAAGCAGUAGUGGUCCAACUUUAUUAAAGAAAUUUCUUCAGAAGGCUGCGGAAACUGCUUCGUCCUCGAUAGACUUCAAUUUGUCGUUAAGAAAAGCGGAAAAACGAUAUGUAUUUCACCCUGAAUCAUUCAGUAAUCUUAUAAUUCAAGACAAACCCAUCCUACAUCGAAACAAAUCAAUUUUGGAAGUGAAAAUGCAUGCUCUUGAAAGGGAUAAACACAAGUCAUCAAGUCGUAGAAGAAAAUUGCAGAAAUCUUAUACUACUGAUACUGAUAUUAUUUCAUAUGAAGAAGAUAAACAGCAAAGUCUUCUUAAAGUAUGGCGAUAUAAUAUAUUAACUCAUUGGAAAUCAGGUUAUCCAUCUAAGAAUGUAAGACAAUACUUUUGGGAAGGUGUUCCUUCAGCCGUUCGUAAUCAAGUUUGGUCUUUACUACUUGGCAAUAAAUUGGGAAUAACUCGAGAAUUAUUCAACACUUGUCUUAGUCAAAGUAAACACCAUGUUGAAGCGAAUAUUAGUCAACAUUCUGGUAUCAUUCAAUACGAGAGAACAAAUUCUAAUCUUAAUGAACAUUAUUCAUUAUUGAAUUUAAGUAACACUGAAAAUUCUACAUUUAAUUGUGUGAUGUGUAAUUUUAUAUUCAGUAAAUUAAAUACGAUAUCAAUUAAACGAGAAUUUACACGUGUCCCUUUUGUUACUCGUAAUUUUAAAAAAUUACAUGAACACUAUACAAAAACGUCUUUCGAAGGGGAGGAACUAGAAGAAGCGAUUGUUUCAGCAAACUCUUUCAAAAUAGAUCCAUCAGAAUUUGAACAAUCGUACCGAAUAGAUUAUACUAUGAAUUUACAUGCAAUUAAAGUGGACAUGUGUCGAAUAUUUCCAACAUUGAAUUUAUUCUCAUCUGGUUAUCCAUAUCAUGAGAGAUUACAUGACUUAUUGGCAGCUUUUAUUUCUUAUAAACCUGAAAUCGGUUAUAUACCAGGGAUGUCAUGGAUAGCUGGUAUGGCUUUGAUAGUUUUCGAUGAUACAUACGAUGCAUUUGUAACGUUUGCAAAUAUUUUAAAUAGAUCAUAUCAUCAAGCAUUUUAUAGUAUGGAUGAAGAGAAAUUUCUACUAUAUUUUAAUGACUUUGAUAAGUUGUUCUCUAGGUGUCUACCUCGACUUUAUAAGCAUUUUAAAGAAGUUGGUUUUGAAACAACUAUGUUUCUGUUCGAUUGGUUGUUUACAUUAUUCAGUCGAAUACUUCCAUUAGAAACGUGUAUACGAAUAUGGGAUUUGUAUUUUCUAUAUGAAGAAUCUGCUUUGUUCUAUGCAGCUUUGGCAAUAUUGAAAUUAUGUGAAAAAGAUUUACUAUCUUUUAAUUUCGAUGACUUAUCAUCAUAUUUGUCUGGUGCAACGUUACUACAAUCACUGACACCAGACACAUUAAUUAUUUCUAUGUAUUCGUUUCAUCAUUUAAAACGCUUUAACACUUCAAAUAUGAACAAAACACGUCAGGUUGCCAGUCGAGAGUCGUUAUUUGCUAUAAAUCAAUUGCCUUUAUAUCUUUCAAAGGAUGACGUAACUGGGUCUACUUUUAGAUUCCCAUCUACUUAUUCUAUUCCACGAGACUCCUUUCACUGUAUUCCGAAAUCAGGCCCGAUUGACCAUUCGGUACGUAGUCCUCGUUCAAUAUCUGAUGAGUCUGAUGGUACCUUGGAUAUUGAUGAUCAAUACUUCAAGCCUAAAUCAGGGGAAAAUCCUUAUGCAAAGGUCUUCAUAACGCCGUAUAACAAACCAGGUCAAACGGUCGCUCAUAGUAUGAAUGGUGAUAGUAAUAGUGCAAACGGUACUUUGCGCAAAGUGAAUAAAUCAACAGAAAAAACUAAUCGUUGUACAAAUCCAUGCUUUUUUCGUCAUACACAUUUACGGUCUUUCGAGGAAAGGUUGGAAGUUAACCCUCAUAGAAUGUUACCACAAUUUUAUUCAUCAUACAGUCAAGACCAUUUAACUGCUUAUCACAUUCCAGCUCUUCGACAAAAUAUAAGGAUUUCAAAUAUGAUCAGUAGAACUUCAGCCGAAAUGAUUCCAUGAACAGUAUAAUAUGAAUUACUUUAUCCAGUUUUUGUAUACACUUACCAUGUACUAGCACUCCUUCCUAAUUUUGUUUUGUUGUUAUAAUAUGAUCCAGAAUACAAAUUGGUCGAUUGAACAGUAAAUAUUUUCAAAUGAAUACAAUGUGUCUUCUAUAACAUUUUAUUUACAUUGAUGGUGCGGUCAAUAUUUAGAAUCACUGAUAUUUAUCUAAAUUUCAUGGUUGUGAAUGACUUGUUUAUUCCCUCUUCGUCGUUAACGCUACUUCGUACCUCUCAUCAUCAUCAUUAAACCAUGAUGUUAAUUGUUUUUAUCAAUGAGAUUUAAUACAUGAUUUCUUAAAUUGUAUUUUCUUAUUAAUCAAAAAACUCAUAUUCAUUCUUAUAUUGUAUAUCCAUUUUUAGAUUAAAUUGUUUCAUGCAUGCAU